AUGGAAACUUGGAGAUUUCUAUUUCUCUGUUUUUUCGUUUUAAAUUUAUUGUCUUUAAGUUUCAAUUAUGGCGUCUCGCAAUCGGAGGAACAGAAGAAGAACAAGUUUCGCGAGCGUGAGGCAACUGAUGAUGCUCUUGGUUACCCCAAUUUUGAUGAGGAUGAGCUGUUGAACACUCAAUGCCCUCGGCAUUUGGAAUUAAGAUGGCAGACUGAAGUGAGUUCUAGCAUAUAUGCAUCGCCUUUGAUUGCUGAUAUCAACGGUGAUGGAAAGCUUGAGGUAGUAGUUCCCUCUUUCGUGCAUUACUUGGAAGUCCUAGAAGGUUCUGAUGGAGAUAAAAUGCCAGGAUGGCCUGCUUUUCAUCAGUCGACUGUUCAUUCUAGUCCUCUCCUAUAUGAUAUUGACAAGGAUGGCGUGAGAGAAAUAGCUUUAGCCACCUACAACGGUGAAGUCCUCUUUUUCAGGGUGUCUGGUUAUAUGAUGUCAGAUAAACUAGAGAUUCCUAGGUUGAAAGUGAAAAAGGAUUGGUAUGUAGGUUUGCAUCCAGAUCCUGUGGAUCGUUCCCAUCCAGAUGUUCAUGAUGACCAGUUAAUACAGGAUGCUCUUAUGGAGUCACUGACUCAACACGAUGGAAGUACGCUUGUAGCCAACAGUUCAAACUCCUCUACACCAGAAGCUCGCAAUUCAUUGAAGAUGUCGAAUUCUACACCAGAAGACAAUUCAUUGAACACGUCGAAUCCAACACUAAAAGUUCACAAUUCAUUAAACGCAUCGAAUCCUACACCAGAAGUUCGUAAUGAUGCAUCUAAUAAUACGAUUUCCACAACCGAAAUUCAACAUGAUGUACAGAAUGCAUCUAAUCUAGAGGAUCCAGGAAAAAGGGAUGUUAGUCAAGCAAAUGCAGACAUCAGUAUGCCACAUAACAUUAGUAGCAAUACAUCUUCUGAUUCAAACACAGGGAGAAGGCUUCUCGAAGAAAGUGUGUCUGAAUCUGGAUCCAAAGGUAAUGACGCUGAGGAUGUUCAUGCCGCUACUGUCGAAAAUGAUGGAGGCUUGGAAGCGGAUGCUGAUUCAUCAUUUGAGUUAUUCCGGGAUAGUGAAGAGUUGGCUGAUGAGUAUAACUAUGAUUAUGAUGAUUAUGUUGAUGAAAGCUUGUGGGGAGAUGAGGAAUGGACUGAAGCACAACAUGCGAAAUUGGAAGAUUUUGUGCAUAUAGAUGCACAUGUUUUGUGCACUCCUGUAAUAGCAGACAUAGACAAUGACGGGGUGUCAGAGAUGAUUGUUGGAGUUUCCUACUUCUUUGACCAUGAGUAUUAUGACAAUCCAGAACAUUUGAAGGAACUUGGUGGCAUUGAGAUUGGAAAAUAUGUUGGUGGUGGCAUUGUUGUUUUCAAUCUUGACACAAAGCAAGUUAAAUGGACAGCACAGCUGGAUCUGAGUGCAGAUACUGGAAGUUUCCGUGCCUACAUAUAUUCAUCUCCAACAGUUGUUGAUUUGGAUGGUGAUGGGAAUUUGGACAUCCUGGUUGGAACUUCUUAUGGUUUGUUUUACGUAUUGGACCACAAGGGCAAAGUGAGAGAGAAAUUUCCACUUGAAAUGGCUGAAAUUCAAGGGGCAGUAAUUGCAGCCGAUAUCAAUGAUGAUGGCAAAAUUGAACUGGUGACUACUGAUGCGCAUGGAAAUGUUGCAGCUUGGACUUCACAAGGAAAAGAAAUUUGGGAAGCACAUGUUAAGAGCCUUGUUCCACAGGGUGCCACAAUUGGUGACGUCGAUGGGGAUGGUCAUACUGAUGUUGUCGUUCCAACAAUAUCUGGAAACAUAUACGUUCUGAGUGGCAAGGAUGGCUCAACUGUACGACCCUAUCCAUAUAGAACUCAUGGUAGAGUGAUGAAUCAAGUUCUUCUGGUCGACUUGAGCAAACGAGGGGAAAAAAGGAAGGGACUAACAAUUGUUACUACAUCAUUUGAUGGUUACUUAUACCUAAUAGAUGGGCCCACAUCGUGCGCCGAUGUUGUGGAUAUUGGAGAAACUUCAUAUAGCAUGGUUUUGGCCGACAAUGUCGAUGGUGGAGAUGAUCUUGAUCUUAUAGUAACAACCAUGAAUGGCAAUGUCUUCUGUUUUUCAACUCCUUCUCCACAUCAUCCACUCAAGGCAUGGAGAUCAUCGAAUCAGGGAAGAAACAAUGUUGCACAACGCUAUGGCCGAGAAGGAAUCUAUGUUACACCGUCAUCAAGAACUUUCCGUGAUGAAGAAGGCAAGAGUUUUUGGGUCGAAGUAGAAAUUGUAGACAGAUACAGGUUUCCAUCUGGCUCCCAAGCACCUUAUAAUGUCACGAUAAGUUUGUUGGUUCCUGGCAAUUACCAAGGAGAGAGGACGAUUAAGCAAAAUCAAGUCUUUGACCGUUCUGGAAUACAUCGCAUUAAACUUCCAACCGUAGGAGUUAGGACUGUUGGGACUGUACUAGUAGAGAUGGUUGACAAGAAUGGACUUUAUUUUUCAGACGACUUCUCCCUUACCUUUCAUAUGUAUUACUACAAGCUGUUAAAAUGGCUUCUUGUCCUUCCAAUGCUCGGAAUGUUUGGGGUUCUUGUCAUCCUGCGCCCACAAGAUGCCGCCAUGCCUCUGCCAUCAUUUUCUCGAAACACUGACUUGUGA
Messenger RNA from Fraxinus pennsylvanica, 2655 nucleotides. The record is from the annotation of a GenBank genome assembly. Lineage: Eukaryota; Viridiplantae; Streptophyta; Magnoliopsida; Lamiales; Oleaceae.